GAGUCACAAAAACAACAGCUUUGGCCAAGAUCGUGACUUCAGGAAAGGGAACCCAGGGUCUUCACAGCCAGCCCCCUCCCCAUGGAGGACAGUUUCCUCGAAUCCUUUGGGAGGCUGAGCCUCCGACAGCAGCCGCAGCAGCCGCCUUCUCGGCCGCCCCCGCGGGGGACACCUCUGCGCCGCCACAGCUUUAGGAAACACCUCUACCUCCUGCGAGGCCUCCCGGGCUCGGGGAAAACCACACUGGCCAGACAACUGCAGCAUGACUUUCCCAUGGCCAUGAUUUUCAGCACGGAUGAUUUUUUCGCCAGGGAAGAUGGUACCUAUGAGUUCAAUCCUGACUUCUUGGAGGAAGCUCAUGAAUGGAACCAGAAAAGAGCAAGAAAAGCAAUGAGGAAUGGCAUAUCCCCCAUUAUUAUUGAUAAUACCAACCUUCACGCCUGGGAAAUGAAGCCCUAUGCAGUCAUGGCACUUGAAAAUAACUAUGAAGUUAUAUUCCGAGAACCUGACACUCGCUGGAAAUUCAACGUUCAAGAGUUAGCAAGAAGAAACACUCAUGGGGUCCCAAGAGAAAAAAUACACCGAAUGAAAGAAGGGUAUGAACAUAAUGUUACCUUUCACAGUGUACUUCACGCAGAAAAACCAAGCAGAAUGAACAGAAACCAGGACAGGAAUAAUGCAUCACCUUCCAAUGGUGCAAGAUACUGGAAUUCCUACACAGAGUUUCCAAACCGGAGGGCUCAUGGCAGCUUUACAAAUGAGAGCUCUUUUAGCAGAAGGGGCCGCUGUCACCAUGGAUAUUAGAGGCCUAUCUUUACAGCCAUUCAGAAUUUUCCUAAAUAAGUUUUUACUUCAACUUUUGGUAUUUAUUGUUUGUUCAAUUUUGGCAGAGGUCUGAUUCCAGUGUAAAUAGUUAAACCCCAAAGUUUCUGAGCAGAGGUCACUAUAUUCAUUAUCAUCAACAAGAACUUUUAAAGAGCACUUGUGUGUGUGGUCUGAUGCUGGGCAUUUUGCAGAUUUGAUUAAAGUCUUUCUCUAGGGAGAGAAUACAUUUGAAACUGAAAUCCAAGACCAUAAGCAAUUAGUCAAAUAGGUUCACACAUGAAAGUGUCUAUAUUAUACAAAAAUUUCAGUACCAUAUUAUGAAUCCAUUUAUUUUUUCAAAAGUUUCAUCUCUUACCAGGAAAGCGAGAAAGGUGGGGUAGAGGCAAGAGGUACAAAAUGUAGUGCCAUUGCUACUUGGUAAUCUAUGUAUCCAAAAACGUGAGAUAUGUCAUUAAUGAUACUGAUUUUCUUUUAAAAUGGCUAGAAAGUUUACAUAUAAGGGAAUACUAUCCUUCAAAGGAGACCCUUUGGGAAGUUAUUCCUUUAUUUUAAUGAUCUAUCACUGUUAAAAUGUCUGUGGAACUGUGAUAGCUAUACAAGUGACUUAGGAAAAUCAGUGUCAUUGUCAUGCAUUGUGUUUACUUUAUUAAACAGUAUUAAAUUUUUGUCUGUUGUUUAAUUGUAUAAAUAAAAUUAACUUGCUGUCAUAAAAUAAUUGUAAGAGAAAUGAACAAUUUUUAAAAUCAUGCCUAUAAAUGUAAUUACUUGGCAGCCAAAAUAUUUGGUGGGAAUGCAAGGAAUUAAGCAGCCUAGGAUAAAGAUGAGUAUGCACAGCCAUGCUUACUGGAAGACACUGCAGUCUUAGUGUGUUACAUGACAUCAUUUGAGACAGUAAACUUCUACACAACUCUGGAAUGUCUAAUAUCGAUAGUGAAUAGAAGAAUCCAAGUUAAAUCCUAGCAUUUAAGAUCAGAUUUGGUAUGAGACCAUGAUGGACAAGCGCACAGGAUGUAUGCUCUAUUUAUUGUUAGCCAACAGCUUCUUUCUAAUGUUCUGUGAAUUAUUUUAAGUGUCUUAUAUAAUGGUGCUUUUAUGGUUAUUAUAAAUUGUAUAUGGUAUUGAGUUUAUAUGGAUUUGUCACUGAAUUUUUUUGUUCAAUAAAUUUACCUAAA
Octodon degus (degu) is the source of this 1997-nucleotide messenger RNA. It is a transcript of the gene N4bp2l1, whose product is annotated as NEDD4 binding protein 2 like 1. The record is from RefSeq and is a predicted model, not a curated record. The coding region runs from base 82 to 804 and encodes 240 amino acids. The transcript has 5 exons. NCBI's taxonomy places the organism in Eukaryota, Metazoa, Chordata, Mammalia, Rodentia, Octodontidae.